AUGGCUACUAAGAAGUGCGAUGCCGCGGGCCGUGGCUCCAGCAGUCCCAGCCCUGCCACUCGGCCACUCGGCGACCCCGGCCGCUCUCCUGCCGCGGCUGCCCGCCACACUCCGCCGCCUCCAGAUGACGCGGCCGUCUCUCGCCUGCGGAGCCUCUCUCAACAGGAGAAAGGGAGGAGGCUGAUAGAGGCGGCCGAGCAGGGCGCGGCGGUGCAGCCGCACGAGUUGCUGGCGGCGACGAGGGAUGAGUGGACCAGCUGGACCGCCCUGCAUGUGGCAGCAGGCGGGGGUGACGUGGCGGCAGCCAGCUGUCUCGUUGGCGCCGGCGCGGAGGUCGACGCCAGGACCAGCCUGUAUCAGAGCACGCCCCUGCACUGGGCUGCACAGAGGGGCCACGCUGGUGUGGUGCGGCUGCUGCUCGGCGCCUCUGCUGACCCCAACGCCAGGGAUUUGCUGGGGCGGACGCCGCUGCACAGGGCGGCAGUGGAGGGCGACGCAGAGGCGGCGGCUGAGCUCCUGCUGGCGGGGGCUGACAGGGGGGCCCGGGAUGAGGAUGGCAGGACCCCCCUGGACGUCGCCAGGCGGAACAGAAACCAGCAGCUGGUGGAUAUGCUGAGACAACGCUGA
Molecule: messenger RNA, 627 nt
Organism: Schistocerca serialis cubense
Lineage: Eukaryota; Metazoa; Arthropoda; Insecta; Orthoptera; Acrididae
Product: poly [ADP-ribose] polymerase tankyrase-1-like
Exons: 3
Coding region: 1-627 (208 amino acids)
Molecular function (GO): protein binding
Source: RefSeq, a predicted model, not a curated record